Molecule: messenger RNA, 3308 nt
Organism: Odontomachus brunneus
Lineage: Eukaryota; Metazoa; Arthropoda; Insecta; Hymenoptera; Formicidae
Product: facilitated trehalose transporter Tret1-like
Exons: 3
Coding region: 971-2578 (535 amino acids)
Biological process (GO): carbohydrate transport; transmembrane transport
Cellular component (GO): membrane
Molecular function (GO): sugar transmembrane transporter activity
Source: RefSeq, a predicted model, not a curated record
AAAACGAUCUUCUUUGCAUUCAUGUUUUCUAAAUAAUACUAUCAACUCGUGGCUAAUUCUUUCUUUACAAUAUUAAGACUCAAUAAGCUAUCUGUUUUCUUCUUGUAGCUUAAGGGGUUUCUACUCCAGAGUGUAAAUAAACUAUCUAUCUAUCUAUCUAUUUCUCACAACUUCUUCGGCAAAACGACGGCGUCUCGGCCACAACUUCACGCGACGGCAUAUUCAACUAUUUUCAAUAGUAUCGAACGGCGCUGUUCCAUUUCGCUCGCUAAUUCCCUCCUGAGAGACGCGAAAUGCUAACCUUCUUCCGCGGACGCGUGCCUCCUACUCCCGCGACCUUCUUCGAGCGCGGUCUGCGCCUGCGCGCCCAGCACGUGUAUAAAAUAUCGGCGGCUCGUAAUCGCUAGUAUACUCGCUCCGCGCGCACCGUGAUAGACGCGGGGAGUACUCGUGCCGAAAUCGUUGGACUUUGACACACGAAGCGAAGCGCCUCUCCCCCUAGGCGGUGCUUACCACAGGAAGACGCGUGAUAAAGAAAGAAAAAAAAAAAAAAAACGAGGAGACAGGGAUAGAGAGAGAGAGAGGAAAAGAGUUUCUAUUCGGACAAACUGCUGACGAGAAGAGCAGAAAAACGGCGGGGUCCGGGCAGAUGAUUCGUCAGAGGAAGACGCCUGUAGGCUUUUAUGAGAUUGGUCGUACGAUCGGAUUCUGGGGGUGUCUUUGAGAGUAAGGGAAGUCGGGGAUCUCGAGUCCUCGAAGGAAAAUCCUAUAGUCGAUCGUAGCUCGUCGAGAAAGAAGGGCCGAGGCGAGAAGAGGCGAUGAGCCGCGGACCCCGUGGUGAUAUAACAUUUGUGAUCAGCGAACUGUGAUAUAUACAUACAUACUAUCGUAUACCUCACCUUAACCUUACCUACCUUGCCGGAGAGCCCCAGGUCUUCGCGCGGAGAGAUCGGCCACAACUACUUGCAUCAUGGCAGAGAAGAAUUGCGGCGUGCAAGAUCCAGAGAAGACGUCGCUGGUGGACUCGACGCUACUUCCAAAAUUCCAGCCAUCCACGCUGCCAAAUGACGAGAAAAUUGCGAACGGUAGCGGCGCGCACGAUGAUCCCGAGGAUCCGCGACCUCUCCGAGGUAGCGCCGUCAGGCAGGUGUUGGCCUCACUGGUCGCCCAGCUUGGCACCAUCAACACCGGCAUGACCUUCGGCUUCUCCGCCAUCGCCUUGCCGCAGCUGCAAGAGUCGAACAGCACCAUUCCCAUCCAGGAGGGCUCCACGGAGGAAUCUUGGAUCGCCAGCAUGUCCUCCAUCGGCACACCAAUUGGCUGCCUCAUGUCCGGCUAUAUGAUGGACAUGUUCGGUAGGAAGCGCUCGCUCAUCAUCACCGAGAUCCCAGCCCUUCUCGGCUGGCUGUUGAUCGCGUUCGCCAGCGACAUACGUAUGAUAUACGCCGGCCGCUUCUUCGUCGGCCUCGGCUCGGGCAUGGUGGGCGCUCCAGCUCGCGUCUACACCAGCGAGGUGACGCAGCCGCACCUGCGGGGGAUGCUGACCGCCCUUUCGAGCGUCGGCGUCAGCACCGGAGUGCUGAUCGAGUACGCGUUGGGCAGCGUACUUACGUGGAACAUCUGCGCCGCGAUCAGCGGGAUCCUACCUCUCACCGCCCUCCUGCUGAUGUUCCUCUUCCCGGAGACGCCGUCCUACCUCAUAUCGCGCAGCAAGCCGGAGCACGCGAAGAAAGCGCUGCAAAAGUUCCGCGGCAGUACUUACAACGUGAAUCGGGAGAUGGAGACGCUGUUAGAGUUCUCGAAUAAGAACAACAUCAAGCGGCUGACCGGUUUCCGGGAGAUCAUGUGCGCCCUACUGAAGCCGAACGCGCUCAAGCCGUUCACCCUGCUGUUCCUCUACUUCCUCAUUUACCAGUGGUCGGGCACCAAUGUCAUCACCUUUUACGCCGUCGAGAUCUUCAAGGAUUCGGGCGCGAGCUUGAACAAAUAUCUGGCAGCGGUGAUCCUCGGCAUAGUCCGGCUCACCUCCACGAUCGCGGCUUGCAUCCUCUGCAGAAAAUGCGGCAGACGGCCGCUCACGAUGGUGUCUUCCAUCGGCUGCGGAUUCUCCAUGAUCGGACUGGGCGGCUACAUGUGGCUGAAGGAAUAUUGGACCGCGAACGCCUUACCGUUGGUCGCCACGUGGAUCCCGGUAAUGUGUAUAUUCGCAUACACGGUGGCCUGUACAUUGGGCUUCCUGGUGAUACCGUGGGUGAUGAUCGGCGAGGUCUAUCCCGUGCAAGUGCGCGGCAUUAUCGGCGGCCUCACCACCAUGGCAGCGCACUCGUUCGUCUUCAUGGUAGUAAAGACUUACCCAUUCUUGGCGAGCGCGCUCACCCGCCACGGUACGUUCAUCCUCUACGGCUGCAUCUCGCUGUUCGGCACGAUAUACUUCUACAUGUGUCUUCCGGAAACCAAAGGUAGAACGUUACAAGAGAUCGAGGACUACUUCUCGGGCAGAGGUAGUACCUUGACGACUGGCAGAACAAGUAACAAGCCAAAGGUCUUAGAAAUUAAGAAGGGCCAGAUAUUACCGUGAACAGAAGGACCGAUCCCGCUCUCGCAAAGAGACCAUCGCUACGUCCGUUUACGCGAAGCCGCCUAUCGUCGGCCAGCAGAGAAGAGAACUCGCGGCAUUUUGGCUCGUAGCGAUUUAGCUUAUAGAACGGAGAGCAACGAGGCGUGAAAUAUAUAAACUGUUUUAUCUCCUUUUUGUAGAGAUUACGAAACGGGCAAAGUACUCAAAAGACUUAGACAUUUGUUUUGUGACAAAUGUACGUUGUAGGAUAUAUAAGAUACGAUAACGUUUCCGAAGGGAGAUGUAUAAACGAAGACGCCAUAGAAGAGUACACGCCAUCGCUGCGAAAUAUUAUUAAAACAAACUCAUGAAAGGAGAACAUUAUUACAUAUAUAUAUUUUUCUUGUCUCGCGAAAGUUUAAUUGUAUAUACAUUUUUAAAGCCAUUUCAGACAGCACAAAAUAUUAAAAAACCUUUUAAAAUUUGUUUAAUCGAUUGCAUGUGUAAUUUUAUAUGUAUUUAUGGAUAUAUAUUUUUAUAUUAACAUUUUUUUUUUAAAGAAGAAACGUCUAAAAAAAAUAAGACGUCUAGUGGACAUCUUUAAGGUUCCUGUAUUGUUUAUCUCUUUUUAAUGACGUCAGAAACGAGAAAAUGCAUGUUAAGAAUUCUUGCAAAAUAUGUUAAAAUCAAUAUAUAUAUAUAUAUCCAUAAAAUAACACUUGCAAUCGAUUAAACAAAUUUGUAAGAUAUU